GGCAUUGGGGGGUUAAGUGUCACGGCUGUCUGUUCACCACGGGCUGUCGCGUCCAGGAGUUGGGGAACACUGCACUGACUUACAGAAGUUACUGACAAGAGCAGGAAUACGGAGAGCAUCGUUUCAGGACUCCCCGUGAAAGUAGAGGGGUGGGGGGAGGACUUGAUCAGACUUUCUCGUCGAUGUUGUCACAGGGAGGGGCUGGGGAAACCAAACGGGAGGCUGAGUCUUAAACGCGCACAGCCGCCUGUGCCUCUCGGGGGCAGAAACGGCUGCCCGCGCAGUGGGGAACCCGCCGCCCAGGGAAAUCACUCCUGGCCUGGGGCGCUGAACCGUCAGCCGACAACCGAGAAGGUCUUAGUUCAUUCCGCGCAGGGGUGCGCCGACAGAGCCGGUCGGGCUCGCCUCUCUCUCCAUUACUCAAAAGGCAGUAGAGCAGUUCACUGCCUGUAUACUGCCCGGGAGAGAACAGCCAGACUAAGCCGGGUCUCGCCGAGAGGUGACAGUUCUUUGAAGCAUGCAGUUCAGGAAUCUGCCUAGCUGAGUGAAUUUCGUCUAAAUCCAGGAUGUCCCGCCAAGCUAGGCUGUGGCGCGUCUGCCGAGGAGGGAGCUUCUGGAGAUCUCUCUGCUGUCUGACUGUUGUCGUGAGCUGUCUUGGCCACACAGUGUCGGGCUGCUCAGACUGCUCAGAAACUCUAACUGGCCUUUCGGGUCAGUUCUCAUCCCCAUGUCACCCCAAAACCUAUGACCCAAACUUAGACUGUAAGUGGACUAUCCUCGCCCCCACUGGAUUUAUCAUACAGCUGACUUUCCAAGACUUCAACUUAGAGGAGUCCCAAGGAUGCCCAUAUGACUUUGUCGCGAUCGAGACCGGGGCAGAAAAGAUAAAAUUUUGUGGAGUCACAGCUAAAGGUCACACGUUGAACUCUACAAAGAAUGAAAUGAUUGUCGAAUUCAAGACUGACUUUAGCAUCCAAAAGAGUGGCUUCUUGGCGACGUACAGACGAGUGGCGGUCUCACUGCGCAAUCAGAAGGUGGUGUUGGAGAAGUCACCUAAACAGCAGGAUAUUUCAGUCUCUCCCUCGGUCUCGAUCCCGGACCUGGAACAGUUCACUGUGUGCCUGGAGGCCAAGUCAACAACCGCGAAGAAUAAAUGGGUUCUCUUCUCGUACCUGGGCACCGGUAAACAGGUGCUGAUUAAUUUCAGCAGCACGGCGAGUGGCAUUGUCCUGGAGAUCUCCGGUGUGGAGUGCCACGUGAGCAAGCUCUGGGAGGACAAUUUCUCUGGCAAGGCUUUCGUGGGCAGUUGGCGUCAACUGUGCAUCUCGUGGGAUGGCACCUCAGGUGACAUUAUCACCCAAACAAGUAACAGAUACCAGCUCAACCACUGUCCAGGUUCCAGGGGAAAAAAAAUCGCAGGCAAGGGCUCCCUCUCACUGGCACCGAAGCAAGGCAGAACAACCUUCUCCGGCCAGCUCUACAACUUCCGCCUCUGGAAUUUUACCAUGCCCGGACAGUCACUGCUGACCUUGCCGUGUGACGAAAUGGGCAACGUGGUGGACUGGGUGAACUCCGACUGGAACAUCCCUACCUCAAUGUUGGAAGCAGACAGUGACCUAAGUUGUGCCUCCAAACUGCCUGCUACGCCAACUAUCGGACCUACGUGCUCAUCCUUGGGAUCGGCAUGCCAAGCAACCACCUCACCAGCUAACUACAACACCCCCACCACUAACAUCCACACCACUAACAGUGUUGACCCCUCGCCUAAUGGCACAGAUACUCCGCGCAUUGAAGUCACCACGCAUGGACCCCGGGAGAGCACAGAGUCAAGUGGAGUGUUCUACAGGACGCAGUUUACGCUGUACUCUCAGAUCACUAGAGAUCCAGACAACCUUAAGAACUAUGUAUUAAUGUGGCUCACCAGGUCAUUUCAGGAUUGGAAUUACACUGUGCACGUCGUAUCUGUCAGCAUAUCUGAACUCAACACAACCUCAUCAGUCCCGAUCACAAAAAGAUCAGCAAGAUUAGCAAGAUCAAUCAAUGACAAGCGUUAUCACUGCGAGGCCAUUCUUCAUCACAACGUCACCAAAAUUUACCUGGAGGGAAGUGUGGUCCAGGAGAGACUGAUGAACAGAUCUUCUCUCAUUGGGAACAACCUGUCCAUUGACGACAUCAUCGUUCAACCCAUGGUGAACUGUUCUGCUGAUGAAAACCCCAGUCAAUACAAGUGGACGGAGACCAGACCAAGCAACAUUCAGGUCCUGUCCUGCCUGUCAAAUCGAGGCCUGUACGCAAGCAGGAAAUGCACUUUAAACGUGCAGAAUUACACGUCCUACUGGGAGCCACCUGACCUGAGCAACUGUUCCAUCAGCCCCAACUUCAACGUCAGUGACCUCCCGGUGGUGACUGCAGACAACGCAGCUGAAGUGGCCAACCAGCUCCUGGACCUCUCUGCGGACAAGAGUCUGACUCGGGAGGAGGUGGACCAGCUGGUGGAGAAGCUGAGUCAGAUCGUCAUCAUGUCCGAGAUCAACUCGUCCCUGGCAUCCACUGUGCUGACAGUUCUGUCCAAUAUCCUUUCCAGUUCGGACAACGCACUCACCACAUCCUCCCAAGUGGCCCUGAGGACUGUGGACGCAUUGACUGCCAAGAUGAUCUUCAGCGGCCCAUCGGUGAGCAUCACCACCCCCAACCUGGCCAUUGGGAUCUCCGCCAUCGACUUUCAGACGUACAAUGGGACCUCCUUCAGCAUUGCGUCCCAGGUUGGAGAGGAGUCCGAGCUAGAGGUUACUUUAGACGGGAAACCACCGAGCGAUGCCCUGGCUGAAAUCAAGCUUCCUGUCAGCAUCUUUGAGCGGUUGACAGCAGAAGAGAUCAGUAUGGUGUCCAGGGCUCAGUUUGCCUUCUUCAGUAGGACAGGACUGUUCCAGGACCCGCGUGAAUUCUCCCUGCAAAGCUUCGUGGUGGCGGGCAGCAUGGGGAACAUAACCAUCAGCAACCUGUCCGAACCCGUCAGCAUCCGCAUCAAGCACAGGAACCCUAAGGGGAGUUUUAAGCCGCUCUGUGCCUUCUGGGAUUUGACACUGAACAAUGAGAGCGGUGGGUGGAGCACCGAAGGGUGUACGACUGAUCCAAGGGUCAACGAAACCAUCUGCCUGUGCAACCAUCUGACCCACUUUGGAAUCUUGCUGGACAUCUCAGGAACAGCCCAACAGAUCGAUCCGACUAACAGCAAGAUCCUGACCUUCAUCACUCACAUCGGAUGUGGGAUCUCUGCUAUCUUCUCAGCGACCACACUCCUUACAUACGUGGCCUUUGAGAAACUGCGUCGCGACUAUCCCUCGAAGAUCCUGAUGAAUCUCAGUGCCUCGCUCUUCUUUCUGAACUUCACCUUCUUGAUCAACGGCUGGCUGGCCUCGUUCGACAUUACUGGGCUGUGCAUCGCUGUGGCCGCAUUGCUCCACUUCUUCCUGCUGGCCUCCUUCACCUGGAUGGGCCUGGAGGCCGUCCACAUGUACAUCGCCCUGGUCAAAGUCUUCAACACCUACAUCAGGAAGUACAUGCUCAAGUUCUGCAUCAUUGGGUGGGGACUGCCGGCACUGGUUGUGGUCAUUGUCCUGGCAAUCAAAAGGAGCUUCUACAGCAUGUUGCUGUACGGCAAGGAUGUCGAAGGCAGUGGCGCCUCAGAGUUCUGCUGGAUGGACAAUGCCAUCGUCUUCUACGUGACCUGCGUCUGCUACUUUGCGGUCCUCUUUCUGAUGAACAUCUCCAUGUUCAUCGUGGUGUUGAUACAGAUUUGUGGAAGGAACGGGAAGAAGAGCAACCGGAACAUGAGGGAGGAGAUCCUGCGUAAUCUGCGGAGCGUCACCAGCCUGACCUUCCUUUUGGGGAUGACGUGGGGCUUUGCAUUCUUUGCCUGGGGCCCGGUGAAUCUCAUCUUCAUGUACCUCUUCGCAAUCUUCAACUCUUUGCAAGGCUUCUUCAUCUUCGUCUUCCACUGUGCUCUGAAGGAAAAUGUGCAGAAGCAAUGGAGAAGGUACCUUUGCUGUGGUAGAUUCAGACUCCCAGAAAACUCAGAAUGGAGCCGAACAAUCACCAACAACACAAAGAAAGUGAGCUCCGACAACCUGGGCAAGUCCCUUUCCAGCAGCUCCAUCGGCUCCAGCUCCACCAGCUGGGCCAGCAAGUUCAAGCCCGGCUCCAGCCUCUUCAAAAGCAGCACCAAGGCCGGUGGCCUCUUAGCAGCUGUGACCUCAUCAAAAUUCGGCCACUUGGACGCCUGCCAGGAGCCUGUUGUUCCCGUUCACAAUGUCCUGGACAAGGUGACCAGUUUCUACCCGACCCACUCUGACAACUUCUACAAGAACAUCAUGAUGUCUGAUAAUUUCAGCCACAGCACCAAGUUCUGACGCCUCACGCCCGCUGGUAGGGACGUUCUGGAACGAGGCGGAGGGGAGUCUUAUGAAAGUGCCGGCCAUUCUGAUACAGGACAGAGGAAGGGUGUGGUGGGUUGGGGGAAUGGUCGCUGGUUGGGGGAGGGAGUGAAUGAAAGACCAGAGAUUUAAUCGUAGAGUUCAGGUGACUUUGUCCUGGUCAGUUGGCUAAUGGACAUCAGCUAAACUCUGCAGAUUAUCACCUUCUAUCCACUCUCUUUCACCAACAUCCCCAUUGCAGUGGGCCAUUUCCUGCCCUCAGAGAGGGCAGGGAUAAGAGAUUGACCUGGGUGCAAAUCAGCCAGAUCCAGCAGUGGAAUGAGUCCUCCUCCCACCCAUGAACGCAGCCCAGCUCCACCGACUUCCUCCUACCCUUGAGAAGUUGACAGAAGGUGGAAGCUUUGGGCCAGUGACACUUGUGGAGUGCAUGGGAUGGAGAGGGCUUCAAUGACGUUACACUGGGGUUGUCUUGGUGUCGUUUGCCGUGGGAACCUCCCUCGGCGGGAGAGGUUGCCCCUUUGCUCGCUGUACCUGCCCGACACAGGCACGAGAGUCCCCCUGAAUGGGGGGAGGGGUGCCUCAUCCCUGUGGGGACAGAAUCCACUAAUAAAGGCCCAGGAUUGGAGGGAAGAUGGGCCAGGCCACUAAACUAGAGCAUACAGAGGCCUUUAGCUUGUACAUCCCAUCCAGUGUGUACAUUCCAUUAGCAACAUCAUAAGACUUUAAGACAUAGGCACAGGAGUAGGCCAUUCGGUCCAUCAAGUCUGCUCCACCAUUCCAUCAUGGCUGAUUCAUUCUCCCUCUCAAUAUCACUCUUCUGCCUUCUUCCCAUAACCCUUGACGCCCAUAUUAAUCAAGAACCUAUCAACCUCCGCUUUAAAUAUACCCAAUGAUUUGGCCUCCACAGCUGUCUGUAGCAAUAAAUUCCACAGAUUCACCACCCUCUGGCUAAAGAAAUUCCUCCUCAUCUCUGUUCUAAAGGGACGUCCCUGUACUCUAAGACUGUGCCCGCUAGUCUAUUUAUUAAACAUGUUUUUGUUCGACACGACCGGAAGUAUAAAAAGGACUUUGUCACGGAUGGGUUAUGGAAAUCAGGGAAUGGUUCUGACUCAGACUGAGUCCUUCAGCCCACUGAAUCCAUACUGGCUCCAUCAGCCUCGUAGUCCUUUCCUGGAGAUGAUCUUCCCUCAUAAUUCCACCUGAAUCACUCUCAAAUGCCCUGAUUUAUCUUGUUUCCCACCACCCUCCAGGCAGCCAGCCCCAGAUCAGCUGUUAUCUGGCCAGAGCUAUUUUCCUUCACAUUCCCCCUUGUGGCUUGUUCCACUGAAGUUGGAUGGGACUACAACCAGAGAUCAUGGGUUAAGGGUGAAAGGUGAAAAGUUGAAGGGGAACAUGAGGAGACACUUCUUCGCUCAGAGCGUUGUGAGAGUGUGGAGUGAAAGGCCAACACAAGUGGUGAUGCAAGCUCGAUUGCAAUGUCUGAGAAGUUUGGGGAGGUACAUCUAGGUGGGUGUAUGGAGGGCUAUGGUCCCAGUGCAAUUUGUUGGGAGUAGCCAGCGUAAAUGAUUUGGCAUGGACUAGAUGGGCUGAAGGGCCUGUUUCUGUGCUGUACUUUUCUAUGACUCUAUGACAUUAUGUGUCUUUAUCAGAUACAUACAGUACAGUAAACAAGAUCAAUGAAAAAUUUCACUGAAUUCUCUAACUUCCGGUCCCAUUCUUUCUCCUCCUGAUCUUCCCAGUUCCUCCUACACCCACCCCAGUCCCCUUCUAAUAUUUAUUCCCCUCCUUAGUUGCUGCCUGCUGAGCUCCUCCAACAUGGUAGCGUAGUGGCUAGCACAAAGCCUUACAGUACAGGUGACGAGGGUUCAAUUCCCACUGCUGCCUGUACGUUUUCCCCAUGACUGCGCGGGUUUCCUCCGGGUGCUCCGGUUUCCUCCCACCGAUGAUGUACCAGUUAGUCGGGGGGAGGGUGUUUGGCAGCCAGGCUCGAAGGGCAAGCAGGGCCCAUGCCAUGCUGCAUCUCAAUAAAGCAAAUUAUGUGUCUCUCUCUCAUCCAUCAGUUCCACCCACUACCACUGCCCAUCACCCAUACGUUCCUCCUACUGGGUCCCUACCCUCUGCCCUCCACAACUCCCUCAUAUAACAUACAACAGAGAACUGUACACCACUGGAACAAGGCCUUCGGCCUACGAUAUUGCACCGAACCAGCUAAAAAGGAAGUCAAAAGCACACAGACACUUAUCCCUCCUACCUACACCAUGUCUAUAUCUGUCCAUCUUCCUCACAUCCAUGAGCCCAACUAAACCUCUAUUUAAAGCCUCUAAUGUAUUUGCCUAAGUGUUGGCGUGUGGCCAAGUGGUUAAGGUGUCGGUCUAGUGAUCUGAAGGUCGUUAGUUCGAGCCUCGGCUGAGGCAGAGUGUUGUGUCCUUGAGCAAGGCACUUAACCACACACUGCUCUGCGACGACACUGGUGCCAAGCAGUAUCGGCCCUAAUGCCCUUCCCUUGGACAACAUCAGUGGCAUGGAGAGGGGAGAUUGCAGCAUGGGCAGCUGCGGGUCUUCCAUACAACCUUGCCCAGGCCUGCGCCCUGGAAACCUUCCAAGGCGCAAAUCCAUGGUCUCACGAGACUAACAGAUGCCUAUUUUAUUUGCCUCUACCAACGCAUUCCAGGCAUCUACCACUCUCCGAGUAAAAAUUUACCCCUCACAUCCCCCUUGAAUCGACCCUCUCUCACCUUCAAUGCGUGCCCUUAUUUCAACCCUGGGAAACAGGUUCUCCCAGGUUACUCUAUCUCUGCAUCUCAUAAUCUUAUAAACCUCUAUCAGAUCUCCCCUCAGUCUCUGCUGUUCCAAAGAAAAUGACCCAAAUUUCCUACCAUGAAAUUCCAAAUUUACCCAGCCUCUUAUGAUAGCAUGUGCCCUCUCAACCAGGCAGCAUCAUGAUAAACCUCCUCUGCAACCUCUCCUUACCCCCAACAUCCUUUGUAUAGAGGGGCAACCAGAACUGAACGCCAUACUCCAGAUGUGGCCUAGCUAGGUCCUUGUAAAGCUGCAACAUUGUCCCUCCCAUAAGUCUUCCUCUCCUAUAAGAUUCCUCCAUCUUCAGCUUUUUAUGGAGAUGAUAAUUAGCUCUAUUUGUCCCUUGUGCACUGAAACUGUGAAACGUGCAGUGAAAUGCGUCAUCUCUUCAACAAACAGCACAGUCUGAGAUGUGCUGGGAGCAGUCCGCAAGUGUUGCUUGUGGCACUUUUUUUUCAAAAUAGCCCUUUGUUCAGACUCAGAACUCAACUCAGAUUCACAUUCCCCAGUACGACUAUCUUACCGCAGGAGAAUUGUGUCCUUGAUUGCGACGACGACCAAUCAAUGACAGUCAGCCUGGGACUGGUUUCAGCAGACCACUAGGCGUGGAUUGUUUUGGCUGGCCGCAACAGAAUCGAACCCCAGUCACUGGCAGUUAAGUGCUGGAGCCACAGGCAGAAGCCGAGGGCUUCACAAGAUUAGUGCGUGACGGCGGAGAGGUGGCUGCUUGGGAAGAGUGACACAGCAUGGGGGGGCUCAGUAGUGUAGCGAGUGAACCUGCUGCCUCACACAUCCAGAGUACUAACAUAACCUGUAGGUCUUUGGAAUGUGGGAGGAAGCUGCUCACGUGGUCACAGGGAAGAACAUACAAUGUCCUGUGAAAACUGAACACAAGUCACUGUCACUAUAAAGCAUGUCACUCUCAGCGUUUUCAGACUACACAUAAAGUCACUACAGCACAGAAUCAGACCUUUCAGCCCAUCUAGUCUGUACUAGCCUACUAAUCUGGACCUGCACCCAGACCGUAGCCCUCUGUACCCCUCCCAUUCAUGUACCUAUCUGAAUUUUUGUUAAGUGUUGAAAUCUUACCCCCACUUCUGCUGGCAGCUCAUUCCACACUCUCACCGCCCUCUGAAUGGAGAAGUUGCCCUUAAAUAUUUCACCAUUCACCCUUAACCCAUGACCUCUAGAUCUCGUCUCACCCAAGACCAGUGGAAAAAGCCUGCUUGCACAUUGAUCCACAGCCCCGCUCAUAAACAAUUAUUAAAUUGAGAGCAGCUGGUUGUUAGUAACUAACUGUUUCUUGGAACCCACUGUACCCAAAUAAAACAAUUAGACAACAAAGUCAGUGCCUUGGCUGUGAAGCACUUCGGAAUGCUACAGGUAGUCCUUCGUCUCAGUGGGCCCAUGUUGCUACAGUCACCCCUUUUCCUGUGAUUACCCCUCCCAUCAGUUUAAAAAAGAGAAAAUACCUUGAAACUGUGACUAAAAUUUGCGAACACAUUUGUUCCGAGUUACCCGCUCUCUUUGACCUGCAAUGCCAUCAUCCACCCAGUGGUGAACUGGGAGCUGGUGGUGUGCCUCCUCACCCCACUCGCCAUACACUCACUACUGCCACCUCUUGGAGGCAGGAUGGUAUUGCAGGUCCUCUCUGAAUACCACCUGAAAGUUACACCCAGGAGAUCAGGAAUGCUGAGCUUCCAGUCUGGCACAGAAAGACGGCCAAUGUAUUAGCUCUCACUCUGGUACGUGUGUCAGACACCAUUAUGAGUCAAUACACAAAAUGAUUGUCAGUCAGCACUACGUGCGUAAUGACAAUGAACUUGAAGUAAAUUGGGAUGCAGCAUUGUCCGACAUGGUUGGACACGAGAUUACAGCGCGGUUAACGCUGGCUUUCUGUGUUGCCUUCCGUUCAUGCCUGAAAGACUGCUGAUUGAGACAUAUUUGCGAAAGCUGACAUCUAGUGGAACACCCUGGGGUGAUUUCUGUGACAUGGCAUAUCAAAUACAAAUCUCCCAGCCCGUUCCUUCAUGUCAGCUCACUGAUAAAACUUGCUUUGACAUGCCUACAAGUGCACAUGUGACACUUAAAUGCACCUCCUCUGUAAGAACGGGGCAAGGCAGAUCCACUGCCUUGACAUUCCCGGUCACAGGCGCCAAGUGUACUUUGCAGAAGCAAUUACAAUACCUCACUUUACCCCCUUUUCCAUUCUAAUGCUACAAAAACACAUUUUUCUCUUAUAUGUGCUGUGAAUUUGAUUGUUUUUAGACCAUAAGACACAGGAGCAGAAUGAGGCCAUUCGGCCCACUGAGGCUGCUCUGCCAUUUCAUCAUGGCUGAUUUAUUAUCCCUCUCGACCCUAUUCUCUAACAUAUUUAUUUAGAAAAUAAUUAUGUUGGAAAUACAUGAACUUAGCAGCCCAAAAAUUUUUCAUUUCGCAAACUAGUCUUGUUGCAGAUAUUAAUUUGACAAUCAUUGUGUUAGCUGAAUGUUUUGUUAAGUUUAGACAUUACUACUGUGUAGUACAGUGCAUUUAUAUUUUUUUUAUAUGAUGUUGUGUUUUUCCCACGUUACGUCUUUCCUCCACACCCUUGCCUUCUAUCUGCUGAUGGUAAUCUGGUUACUCCUGUAAAUAUUUAUUUAUUGCAGUCUUCUGUGUCUUCCGUCGGCUAGUUGUGGUUUCCCUUCUGAUGUAUUUCAGAUUCAGUGAAAGCAUUUGCCUUUGUGCAGAUCCCAUUUGUCAUUGUAAAAGUGCAAAUAAACACAAGCUUUGGA
Mobula hypostoma (lesser devil ray) is the source of this 10006-nucleotide messenger RNA. It is a transcript of the gene adgrg6, whose product is annotated as adhesion G protein-coupled receptor G6. Gene Ontology annotation, molecular function: laminin binding; G protein-coupled receptor activity. Gene Ontology annotation, biological process: cell surface receptor signaling pathway; adenylate cyclase-activating G protein-coupled receptor signaling pathway; heart trabecula formation. The transcript is spliced from 27 exons. Gene Ontology annotation, cellular component: plasma membrane. The record is from RefSeq and is a predicted model, not a curated record. The coding region runs from base 567 to 4409 and encodes 1280 amino acids. NCBI's taxonomy places the organism in Eukaryota, Metazoa, Chordata, Chondrichthyes, Myliobatiformes, Myliobatidae.